Molecule: messenger RNA, 1516 nt
Organism: Limanda limanda (common dab)
Lineage: Eukaryota; Metazoa; Chordata; Actinopteri; Pleuronectiformes; Pleuronectidae
Product: tubulin beta chain
Exons: 7
Coding region: 1-1356 (451 amino acids)
Biological process (GO): microtubule cytoskeleton organization; mitotic cell cycle
Cellular component (GO): cytoplasm; microtubule
Molecular function (GO): structural constituent of cytoskeleton; GTP binding; GTPase activity
Source: RefSeq, a predicted model, not a curated record
AUGAGGGAGAUACUGCAUCUGCAGGCUGGCCAGUGUGGCAACCAGAUCGGAGCCAAGUUCUGGGAGGUGAUAAGUGACGAACACGGCAUCGACCCAUCUGGGACAUACCAUGGAGACAACGACCUGCAGUUGGAGCGAAUCAACGUCUACUACAACGAGGCAACAGUGUACCUGUCAUCAUCAGGUGGGAAGUAUGUUCCUCGUGCAGUGCUGGUGGACUUGGAGCCAGGAACAAUGGACUCUGUGAGGUCUGGUGCUUUUGGCCAGAUCUUUAGACCAGACAACUUUGUCUUUGGCCAGAGUGGAGCAGGUAAUAACUGGGCUAAAGGCCAUUACACUGAGGGAGCCGAGCUGGUGGACUCUGUCCUGGAUGUGGUGAGAAAAGAAGCAGAGAGCUGUGACUGCCUCCAGGGCUUCCAGCUCACACACUCCCUUGGUGGAGGCACUGGCUCUGGCAUGGGCACGCUGCUUAUUAGCAAAAUCCGUGAGGAAUAUCCUGACCGCAUCAUGAACACUUUCAGCGUGGUCCCCUCACCCAAGGUGUCAGACACAGUGGUGGAGCCCUACAAUGCCACCCUGUCUGUCCACCAGCUGGUGGAGAACACAGAUGAGACCUACUGCAUUGAUAAUGAGGCCCUGUAUGACAUCUGCUUCCGUACACUGAAACUCACUACACCCACCUAUGGUGACCUCAACCACCUUGUCUCAGCCACCAUGAGCGGGGUGACCACCUGCCUGCGCUUUCCUGGCCAGCUCAAUGCUGAUCUGAGGAAACUGGCUGUGAACAUGGUGCCCUUCCCCAGGCUGCACUUCUUCAUGCCAGGCUUUGCUCCCCUGACCAGUCGUGGAAGCCAGCAGUACAGGGCACUGACAGUUCCUGAACUCACCCAGCAGAUGUUUGACGCCAAAAACAUGAUGGCUGCCUGUGACCCACGCCACGGUCGCUACCUUACUGUUGCCGCCAUCUUUCGGGGCCGCAUGUCCAUGAAAGAGGUGGACGAGCAGAUGUUGAAUGUGCAGAACAAGAACAGCAGCUACUUCGUGGAGUGGAUCCCAAACAACGUCAAGACGGCCGUCUGUGACAUCCCUCCCCGCGGCCUCAAGAUGUCCUCCACUUUCAUUGGCAACAGCACAGCCAUUCAGGAGCUGUUCAAACGCAUGUCAGAGCAGUUCACCGCCAUGUUCCGUCGCAAGGCCUUCCUCCACUGGUACACGGGCGAAGGUAUGGACGAGAUGGAGUUCACAGAGGCUGAGAGCAACAUGAACGACCUGGUGUCUGAGUACCAGCAGUACCAGGACGCCACUGCUGAGGAAGAGGGCGAGGGUGAGGAGGAAGGUGACGAGGAUGUGGCCUAAACAACAGUCAUGACCUGGUUCUUACUAUGCACAAGUUUAGGGGGUUUGAGACAAUAAAACAAUCUGACAAUUUAUUCAAAAUUUACUUUUAAAAUGUUAACACUCUUGCCUGUUUUGUGCUUCUUUGGACUUAUUGUUUCAAUAAAAAUGGUUAACUUCA